AUGCAUAUAGGUAAGGAACUGGAGGCUUACCGCGAGUUCGAACGGUCCGGCGUGAAGCCUCACGGGCCACACGGGCUCGAAAACGCCCGGAAGUUGCUCAAGGAACUGCAGCAUCUCCGGGUGCGAGAGGAGCAGGACCAGAGGCUGGCCAAGGCGGAUACCAAAUCCUUCAAGGCUUUUGCCUUCGCAGGACUAACGAGUUCGGUGCAGAAUCUCCUCGAACGUCUGGACGCACGCCUUCACGAGGGGUCACUGGGAGCAGCGUGGCGCGUCUUGGCCGAGAGUCCCGGGCUGCGGAAGCGUCUUGAGGUCGCCCUGGAUCACCGCUACGUCGCCUUCCGAAGGGCGGACACUUUGCAGACAGGCAACUUCGGCUACCGCGCGCGCCUCAACGGGGACCCAUCGUGCACGCCAAGGACCUCACGCUGCCGCCCUUCCUCUACGGGACGCCCCUCGACCUGCCCGCCAGCCUCGCCAACCUGGUCGCGCGGGAGGUCGUCUUCAAGCUGCCCUGCCCAGACUGCCCCGACGAGCCCCUGGAGCGUCCUCGGGUGCUGGGGGAAGGCCAACAGCUUCCGAGCGUGAAGGUGGCCGUGUUCGUCGAGGAUCGCGUGCCCUUCUUCAGGCUGUUCCUCCGCCGCCUGGGCCGCCUCCACUACCCGAAGGACAGGAUAGCGCUCUUCAUUUACAUCUCGGAGGCCGCGUCGCAGCACGUCCAGGAGUUCGAAGAUUUUGUAAGUACGAGAUGCAGUACCAG
Messenger RNA from Penaeus vannamei (Pacific white shrimp), 757 nucleotides. Lineage: Eukaryota; Metazoa; Arthropoda; Malacostraca; Decapoda; Penaeidae. The record is from RefSeq and is a predicted model, not a curated record.